AUGGUCGCCAUGUGGCACAACCACCGUUAUCAUCGUCAGUCCUUGUAUCAUCAGUACCGUCCAUCACCAUCGUCGGUUACUUCCGCCCUGGUUGAAUUCCAAGUCCCACGAAAAAGCAGCAAGCACGUGCGAGGAGUGCUGUCACUCUCCAACGCCAGCUCGACAUGCGGAAGCAUGAAGGAGCUGAUGCAGUUGCACGCUCAGGCCAUCAAGCUCGGUUUGUCCGAGGACCGCUCUGUCGUCAGUCAGAUUCUCUUCUUCUGCGCUAUUUCCGAUGCCGGCAGCCUUCACUACGCUACUCUCCUCUUCUACAGCCUCCAUCAACACCUCCUCGAUUCUUUCCUUUGGAAUACCAUGAUCCGUGCUCACGCCAAGAGCGACGCUCCCCAAAGCGCCUUGCAUCUGUUCGACGAAAUGCUUAGCCAAGGCUCCGUCCCUCCAGACAAGUUCACCUUCCCCUUCCUUCUCAAGGCAUGCGCACGCCUUCAAGCGCUCCACGAAGGAGAACAACUGCACUCCCACGUCUUCAAAUCCGGCCUUGCCUUCGACCUUGUCGUGAGGAAUGCGCUUAUCAACGUUUAUGCGCAGAUUGGGAUGCUAGAAUCCGCGCGCCGGGUGUUCGAUAGAAAUCCUCAACGGGACUCGGUUUCCUGGAAUUCUUUGAUUGGUGGGUAUUUGAAGCAUGGACACCUUGAGGAAGCAGGUCGCCUCUUCUCCCAGAUGCCUCACGAGAAGACUCUUUUCUCGUGGAACAUAAUGAUAUCAGGGUAUGCCAAGUCCGGACAGCCUGAACUUGCCAAGUCCCUUCUCCGUCAACUUCCUUCCGAAUUCAGCAACACCAACUCGCCCAUUUCCCUCACUUGUCUCAUCUCCCUCUACGUGGAGGCCGGGGAGGUGGAGGCUGCACGUCGGGUGUUUGAUAGUAUGGGCGAAAAGGAUAUUGUGUGCUGGAGUUGCAUGAUUUCUGGAUACGUGCGCAGCGGCAACUACAUGGAGGCAUUAAGGCUCUUCAAAGAGAUGCAGCAGGUUGAAGAAAACGUAAAGCCGGACAAGGUGUUGCUGGUUAGCAUUGUCUCAGCCUGUGCCCAUUUAGGUGCUCUUGAACAAGGCAAAUGGCUACACGCUUUUAUCAGGAAGAAGUUGCCAUCAGCAAGUAGGGAGGGGGAAAUUUCAUGUGCCCUUAUAGACAUGUACUCAAAAUGUGGAAGUAUCAAAGAUGCAGUUGAGGUCUUCCAUGAGAUGGUAACAAAAGACAUCAUGGCGUGGAACUCUAUUUUAUGUGGUCUUGGCAUAAAUGGCUAUGGGAAUGAUGUUGGCAUGUACUUUUCGGAGAUGCUGAAGAGUGGUAUCAUGCCUGACAGAAUCACAUUUGUUGGUAUUUUAGGUGCCUGUUCCCACGCAGGAUUAGUGGAUGAUGGGCAAAGAUAUUUCCAGCUUAUGAAAACAUACGGCAUAGAGCCUGAUAUUAAACACUACGGAUGCAUGAUAGAUCUCCUUGGACGAGCUGGGCUUGUGAGUGAAGCUGAGGCAUUGGUACAAACAAUGCACAUGAGACCAAAUGUUGAGAUAUGGGGGGCUUUGCUUGGGGCAUGUCGAAAGCAUGGCAAUGUUCCGAUAGCUGAACGAGCAGCGAGGAACCUUAUCGAAUUAGAUCCUGAACAUAGCGCCUGCCAUGUGCUUCUAUCCAAUGUUUAUGCUGCAGCAGGUCAGUGGGACAAUGCCAGAAAUGUAAGGUUAAAGAUGAAGGCUAAAGGCGUGAAGAGGGUGCCUGGUUGUAGUUUGAUUGAAUCCAAGGGCAAUGUGUAUGAGUUUGUGGUAGGAGAUGUAUCCCACCCAAGGGCUGGAGAGAUUUACUCCAUGUUGCAAGAGAUGAUAGAGCGGCUAAAGCUAGCUAAUCAUGUAUUGGACACAUCACAGGUCCUAUUCGAUGUGGGUGAUGAUGAAAGGGAAGUUGCACUUGGGUAUCACAGUGAGAAGUUGGCGCUGGCCUUAGGACUGAUCGAUACAUGCCCAAAGGAUCAAAUACGCAUUGUGAAAAAUCUGCGUGUGUGUGGGGAUUGCCACUCUACCAUGAAACUUGUAUCUCGUAUUUAUGAGCGGGAGAUUAUAUUGAGGGACCGUAAUCGAUUCCACCACUUCAAGGAAGGAUCCUGCUCGUGUAUGGAUUAUUGGUAA
Magnolia sinica is the source of this 2175-nucleotide messenger RNA. RefSeq names its product pentatricopeptide repeat-containing protein At3g62890-like. The transcript has a single exon. Gene Ontology annotation, biological process: RNA modification. Gene Ontology annotation, molecular function: zinc ion binding; RNA binding; protein binding. The record is from RefSeq and is a predicted model, not a curated record. NCBI's taxonomy places the organism in Eukaryota, Viridiplantae, Streptophyta, Magnoliopsida, Magnoliales, Magnoliaceae. Bases 1 to 2175 code for a protein of 724 amino acids.